AUGUGGGCAAUCAAACAAUGUGGAGCUGCGUUUGCAACUCUACUAUUACUAGAGUCCGUCGCGGCUACAGAGCAGAAACCGCUACUAGGCAAUGAUGCAUCGCAGGGAACAACCGACAACUUUGCCGCAUCUGCAUCUGCAUGGAGGCUCAAUUUUUCUUCCACGGCACCAUACCUGUUCUCAUCUGUCUCGUCACUGUUGCAACAAUGGGGAAAUACAUUCUUCCCCAACGGUCACAAUAUUGUGCCGUGCGAGAUUCCGGCUUACACUCUAUUCUACCACGGCCGGUUAGAUGGCGAUCAACCUCCCAGUCCAGAAUGGCUUGCCUUUGACAUAGAAAUGUCGUAUGGAAUCAUGGGGAGCACAAGAAACUCCCACAUGCUUACCUAUCAGACGACCAAGCCUGUCAAGGCAUUAUACUUUGACGGCGAGUCGGCCACACUGAUGGGUAUGGGGCAAAUGGAUACGCAGAUGCUUCACGUAUUUGGUAACAUCUCGGGUCCGCCUCACGACGGCUGGGGACUGUACCUUGAAUACGCCCGUGCUACCGGGCUCUGCGACUGGCUCGAGUCGGCUGGACUCAGAGGAGAUGGAUGGGGUUAUGAGGGUAUCAUUCGAAUGAAUGCCGGCUUCGAGAUGAUUUGGUGUGAUUUCACAAGUCCGAGCCUUCGGCUUCUGACACACCUCAACGUCACGGCGCCUCAACUCCCCAAGGAAAAAGAUAAUGAUCGGAUAGCUGCCAGGAAAGCAGAGUCGCAGGAAAGUUCAUACUAUCCCCUGCCGCCGUUGCCAACCCGAACCGAUCAUUCGACAGAUCCCACAGACCCGCCGAGACCACCAAACUGGCGAUGGGAGAUUGACCGAGAACCAUUUCUCAGGUCACAGGGCUGGGGCUGGUUCUCCAGCGCUACAUACCAUUACGGGAAGUCGAGACAGGGCCCUGGUCUUGGCGAGGUACGGGCAAAAGCUAGCAACUGUGGCAUCAUGUCAUACUACUCACCACGAUUCGCCAACUUGACCCGCGUCCGGGCCGAGGGAGAGCAAGAGCUAUACAACUUGACGGCCCAGGGAUACUGGAAAGGUGAAGGCCCAGAGGGAAAUAGAACAACGGGCCUAGCUGACCUGAGAAGACGUCGACGCUACCACCAUCUCGGAGACGUAACAAGCGAAGAGGCUCUGUUGAUGCGCAACAACUCUCAGCAUGCCUUGAAGAACUUGCUAAAGGGCAGCAAUGACUGCUCGGGGGCUGAUUGGGUCUACAUCAGCAAUGAAAUAACCCAGAACACUGGAAUCCACCUCAAAGAAAUGACACAACUUUUGGACUCGUUCUCUCAGCAUGCAGACAAUGAGACGGCCAUCGAGUCGUGGAUGUCCACUAUGCGAGCUCAAAGUCAUUCCUUUUAUGUCGCAUUUCUCGAGUACCCAUCGUCUUCUGACUCGAGCGAUUGGACAGUUGAGUCUCGACUAUACUCCCAGACUUAUGCACGGUGUCGUUACCGAUAUACUCGUUUAUUAGCUCCCAUUGAAGGCUUCGAGCUCACUCCCGAAGAGGAGGAUCUGCGCUGGGCCAUCGAAGAAACUUAUGGUGCAAUAUGUUCCGUCUUGUUGACCAUUGGUUUCCAGAUCGAGGGUCUCUGGGCUGAAGACUUCAAUAAAGCUGAUAGAAACUUGCCUUCGCCCGCGGUAUUCCAGGAACGCUACACACAGGUUGCUCGCACCUGGAACGAUGGCCUCCAAGAGCUCAUGGCCUGGUUGGGCUGGGAAGAUGAGUUCACAGGGUGCUCUGAAGUCUGCCAAUGGGACGAGCGCUGCUAUAUUCCAAUGUGGCCGUUGAUGGCAUUGGGAGGCCCUGGAGGACCUCGUCCCCCUCGAAGAGGCAACGGGACAUUCCCGGGUCCACAUUAUCCACCACACGGCGGCUAUGGUGGUUACGGCCCGUAUGGCGGUCCACCUCAUCGGGGCCCCAGUCCACCGGGUGGAGGUCCGGACCGAAAUCGACCCAGGGGCGGUGGCUCGUGGUUCAUGGGAGACGAAACAGAAUUAUGGGAGCCAACGUGUGCCAAAGCAACGCAUUUUAUGCGAUCUUAA
This is a messenger RNA of Pestalotiopsis fici W106-1, 2088 nucleotides long. RefSeq lists its product as uncharacterized. Bases 1 to 2088 code for a protein of 695 amino acids. The record is from RefSeq and is a predicted model, not a curated record. Lineage: Eukaryota; Fungi; Ascomycota; Sordariomycetes; Amphisphaeriales; Sporocadaceae. The transcript is spliced from 2 exons.